AAGCGGGGUUUUAUUCGGGGGCGCGUACAUGCGCGUCCCCGCGGGAGUCUUUGUGCGACGGCGUAGAGAAGCGCAAAUACAAUAACCAUGGCCGACGAGAAACCCAAGGAGGGAGUGAAAACUGAGAACAACGACCACAUUAAUCUGAAGGUGGCAGGUCAGGAUGGGUCGGUGGUCCAGUUUAAGAUCAAGAGGCACACGCCACUCAGCAAACUCAUGAAGGCCUAUUGUGAGCGUCAGGGACUGACAAUGAGGCAAAUCCGGUUCCGGUUUGACGGCCAACCCAUUAACGAGUCGGACACACCUGCACAGCUGGAAAUGGAGGAUGAAGACACAAUCGACGUUUUCCAGCAACAGACAGGAGGCUUUGUCUAAGUGCGGCAACUUUACAACCCAUCUGCUUCUCUCCCUCACUCUCGUCCGUCCUCUGUCACUCUGGGACAUUACCUUCUCCCUUUACAGUCGUUUGCCACUACUGUUGUAUAGUGUGUUUUUAUUUUACUUUUUUUUUUUUUGGUUGGACUUUUCAUCCUCCGUUUUGUACAUAAACGAUUUCCUCUGUUCACAUCUUAAGGGUGGCAGUGGGGAAUGCUCUUAGCCAAGGCCAGCUAAGCCAACCACAGAAACUCCCGUAAAAUCCGCCGACGGCCCAAACAGCUCUGUCCACUGCUAAGGGUAUUAACUGCUGAAACUAUAGAUGUUUGGGGGUGAGGUUUUUCUCUCUUGUCUGGUCACAGGAAAUGUGCCUGAAACAUUUCCACCAAAUGCAAGAUGAGGUGCAGAGUGUGUGCGAACUGGUGGAAACAGGAUUGUGUGUUCAGAUACCAAAACCAAGCUCCUGCAGGACCACGGUGUCCCCCACGCUUUCACGUGAGCUGAGGGCUGCACUACGGAGCCGUGUUCAGUAUUUUAUUCUCCUAAGCGCUACUAUCUUCUCUCGAACGGUAGUUGGCAAACCUACACGCGUAGUAAACCUCACGUUGUAAAUGACGUUAGAGAAGUUGUUUUAUGGUGAUGGUGUGGUCUGGGAGGAAGAGCUUUCAGGUGUCUUAUGUUAAAGACUGGUAUAUGGAACUGGGUCUGAGAUCAUACCCAUUAAAAUAAAACAAGUCUGUUGUUACCCAACUACACUUUCUCUUAAUUAGUUUAUAUAGAAAUGACACAAUCCUGAUAUGUUUCAGUCAAGUUAAACAUCUGUAUUGUCUAAUCACUUGUUAAAAUAAAAUAUUCUCUUUUUACCAGA
Molecule: messenger RNA, 1243 nt
Organism: Electrophorus electricus (electric eel)
Lineage: Eukaryota; Metazoa; Chordata; Actinopteri; Gymnotiformes; Gymnotidae
Product: small ubiquitin-related modifier 2-like
Molecular function (GO): protein binding
Source: RefSeq, a predicted model, not a curated record